UUUGCGCCAAAGGCAAGGGAGCACCCUAGCUCUGAGCUCGUCGCUCUCUUUCUCUCGCCGGUGUGUGCCCUCGUCACCGGGGUUUCAAAUUUGCUCAAAGCAAUCAAGGGUUUCAAAUUGGAUUAGCUGAUGGAAGUGUAAAGACUUGGUAAUGUGGCUCAGCUCCACGGACAGAACUUUUUGAAACAAAGGUGAUGGAAUCAUAAAUCAUGCUGAGAACUCAAACGUCAUUUCCAACUUCCUCUGCUAAACAAAAGCAGAUAGGUAUCAUUGGAAUAAAAAAGUUCUCCUUUGUUCAAACCCCCGGAGGAUUUACCAGACAAAAGGCAAUUCAGCAUGUUGUCAAGUGUUCCAACAAUCAAAGUUCUCGACAAAUAAUCAAGUUAAAUGCUAUAGAGGGGAAAAUUAUCAAAAAGCCAAGCAAGGCAGAACACCACUUAUGGAGUAGGAAAGAUUCUGCUGCAUCCGGGCAAAAGGCACUUAAUCUUGUUCGAAUUGUUUGUGGACUGCCAAAUGAGAAAGAAGCUGUUUAUGGAGAACUUGAUAAAUGGACAGCUUGGGAGACGGAGUUCCCGGUUAUAGCAGUAGCCAAGGCUCUUAAUAUCUUAAAGAAGCAGAAGCAAUGGAGACGAGUGAUUCAAGUGUCCAAAUGGAUGUUUGGCAAAGGUCAAGGAAUGACAAUGGGAACAUUUGACACCCUCCUACUGGCAUUUGAUAUGGACCAAAGGGUAGAUGAAGCACAGUCAUUUUGGAACAUGAUUUUGCAUACACAUCAAAGAUCCAUCUCAAGAAGGUUGUUUUCAAGAAUGAUAUCCAUCUAUGCUCAUCAUAACAUGCCUCAGAACAUAAUAGAGGUGUUUGCAGACAUGGAGGAACUCGGGGUAAAACCAGACGAAGAUACCGUGAAGAAAGUUGCCCGUGCUUUUCAGAAAGUAGGUGAAAAGGAGAAACAACAACUAGUCCUUAAGAAGUACCUAAGUAAAUGGAAAUACAUCCAUUUUGAGGGGGAACGAGUGAGGGUUAAACGAGAUGCAUGGAGCGAAUAGAAUCAUCUUCUACGCACCUACAUUACCAAUUUAACGGUAUACUAACGACUUUGUGAAGGCAAAUGAACCAGUUCCAAUUUGCGAGCUUAUGAGUUUCAACGGCAACCUUGAAGCACCGUCAAACCCAGAUAACCGCUGGCUACAUGGGUUCUAGGUCAUUUGGUUUGUUCUUGUUAAGGGCCAGCAUGAUUGAGGCUCAACUUUUGUGAAAGGUAAUGCAAGUUAUUUCUUCUGCCUUUGAACUAGUGUUAUAGCCACAAGCCCAGCAUAUCCCAUGUGGAGGUGGGGACGUGGGGUCUAGUGGUGGGAUCUAUACAGACCUGUCUUCUAUCAAAAGGAGCAAAACAGUUGUUUAUUUGCAGUUGUUUUAUGGCUACAAGUAUGGAAUUGUAUGUAAUACGUAUAUGCUUAUUUUCAUAUAUAAUCAAUAUAAUUUCUUUUUUAGUAA
Messenger RNA from Cynara cardunculus var. scolymus (artichoke), 1494 nucleotides. Its product is annotated as pentatricopeptide repeat-containing protein At4g18975, chloroplastic. The transcript is spliced from 9 exons. Bases 210 to 1046 code for a protein of 278 amino acids. NCBI's taxonomy places the organism in Eukaryota, Viridiplantae, Streptophyta, Magnoliopsida, Asterales, Asteraceae. The record is from RefSeq and is a predicted model, not a curated record. Gene Ontology annotation, molecular function: protein binding.